This is a messenger RNA of Penicillium brevicompactum, 1602 nucleotides long. Its product is annotated as putative MFS maltose permease. The transcript has a single exon. Gene Ontology annotation, cellular component: membrane. Gene Ontology annotation, biological process: transmembrane transport; carbohydrate transport. The record is from RefSeq and is a predicted model, not a curated record. Gene Ontology annotation, molecular function: carbohydrate:proton symporter activity. Lineage: Eukaryota; Fungi; Ascomycota; Eurotiomycetes; Eurotiales; Aspergillaceae. The coding region runs from base 1 to 1602 and encodes 533 amino acids.
AUGGUGUCAACCGACGACGCUGUGAAAAUGGACGGCAGAGUCUCCCCCGUUCUGGUUCAUGGCCAACAUGCUGCCAGAAAAGAGCAGUCGAUGACCCUCUGGCAAGCACUGCGAUUAUAUCCGAAAGCUGUUGGCUGGUCCGUCCUUCUAUCAUCUACCUUAAUCAUGGAAGGCUACGAUCUCGCCCUGCUCAGCUCGAUGUAUGCUUCUCCUGCCUUCAACCAGAAAUUUGGCGAACAUACAGCUUCGGGUAAAUGGGCCGUUCCCGCAUCCUGGCAAUCCGGUCUCUCCAAUGGUGCGCGCUGUGGUGAAGUCAUCGGACUUCUGAUCAAUGGCUUGGUUUCGGAACGCUUGGGCUAUCGCCGCACAAUGAUUUGUGCAUUAGCCAUGAUAACAGCGGUCAUUUUUGUUUUCUUCUUUGCUGUCAAUGUCCAAAUGCUGUUGGCCGCCGAGAUACUCGCUGGUAUACCAUGGGGCAUCUUCCAAACUUUACCAGCAGCUUAUGCCUCUGAGGUUUGCCCAGUUGUCUUGCGGCCUUACCUGACAACUUUCAUCAACAUGUGUUGGGUGUUUGGGCAAUUCAUAGCUGUUGGUGUCAAUCGUGGAUCGAUAUCCCGUGGCGAUCAAUGGGCCUGGCGCAUUCCAUUCGGUGUCCAAUGGGUGUUCCCAAUUCCUAUCAUGAUCGGUUGCCUUUUCGCACCGGAAUCGCCUUGGUGGCAUGUACGCCAAGGUAAUGUGCAAGGAGCUCGACGGGCGCUUCAACGCUUGACAUCGUCCAAUGUCCCUGAUUUCGAUCCCGACGAGACUAUCGCCAUGAUACAACACACGAAUGAGCUAGAAAAAUCACUCUCCAGUGGAACAACUUAUUGGGAUUGCUUCAAAGGAACCAACCUCCGCCGCACUGAAGUGGUUUGCGUUGUCUGGCUAGUCCAGACGUUAUGUGGCCAAAAUUUGAUGGGAUAUUUUGCCUACUUUUGCGUCCAGGCUGGUCUCCCCACUGUUGAAUCCUUCAAUAUGUCUCUUGGACAAUAUGGACUUGGUGUCAUAGGUACGAUUGGAUCGUGGUUCUUAAUGAGCUACGCUGGUCGCAGAACCAUCCAUGUCUCCGGCCUGGCCAUUCUCUUCAUCCUCCUCGUGAUCACAGGGUCUUUGUCGUUUGCACCGGAAGAGAACAACGCGGCAAAGUGGGCAAUUGGUGUGAUGCUCAUCAUCUUCACCUUCUUCUAUGAUAUCAGUGUCGGUCCUGUAACCUACUCACUGGUUUCUGAACUUUCCUCAACCCGCCUCAAGGCAAAGACAAUUGUACUUGCCCGAAGUCUGUACAACAUCAGCAAUAUUGUCGUGAACGUUCUCACAAACUAUCAACUGAACUCGACAGCUUGGAACUGGGGUGCACGAUGCGCAUAUUUCUGGGCUGGCACAUGCUUGAUGUCUCUCGUGUGGGCCUUUUUCCGUCUUCCUGAGCCAAAGGGUCGUACAUACGAGGAAUUGGAUAUCCUCUUUGAACGUGGGAUUUCGGCGCGGAAAUUUGCAAGCACAAGUGUAGAUCCAUAUGCAGGAGAGCCCACGGAGAUUCACGAGGCACACGUUGACAAAGAUUGA